AUGAGUGGUCAAUCUCAACACAGCAGUGGCACUGCAUAUCGCAAAAGACAACCCCUAGGGGAAAUCACCAACACCUACAGAGUGAAGAAUAGCGGCUCCGACAUCAAGCAAGUCAAACAAGCUCUUUACUUCCCUCACCCUACUGAGAUUCAGAAGAAUAUCUACCCCCAGGGCAGUUAGUACAGCUCACAUCACAGUGGAAUUGCUUAAAUUCAUCAUUAAGUACCCCAAAACGAGAACUCUUAUGGAGUUAGAUCUUAAUUAGCUCAACACAUCUAACAACAACAAAACAUUUCCAGCCUCUUCGUAGCUCAGUAAAGCUUCCCCUAAGCCAGCGACUACUACUUGCAGUCAAGUCAGCCAGUCCAAUUCCAAACCAAGAAUGAAAGUAGCACCAAUUCCUCCAUGAUUGCAGGAAACAGCUCCAUGAGCCAGAGCAACAGCUCCUGCAAGAAGAGCUAGGCCCUAGCUUUAAAGACCGAUAAAACCAAGUACAAGACUGAGAUGUGUAAGAACUGGAUUGAGAUUGGAGUCUGCAGAUACGCAAACAAAUGCCAAUUCGCCCACGGAGACUAAGAGCUCGUUGAAAAAUCUCAACCCAUCAAUGCCAAGUACAAGUCUAAGAUAUGCACGACCUUCCAAGAGAAGUUGUUCUGUCCCUACGGCAAGAGAUGCCUCUUCAAGCAUGAGGACAGGUCUCUAGAAGAAGUACAAGUGUUUAAGCACCUCUAUACUAUUCAAUUUUUCCCUGAGAAGUUAUUAGAGGCUUUGAAUGCUGCUACAAGCAACGAUUCAAAUAAAUCAAACAACUGCUGCAGCGACCCCUCUGGUGUCAGAAGACUCAAAAUUUUCCAGUAAGUGACUUCUGACCAAGUUAUAAUGAACAGCAGCUUGUAAUACUAAGUAUAAACAGGCUAAAAUGAGUUUAACUAGCACAUUUAUGAGACCCCUGUUAAGAUACAGGCGCCCUCACCUAAACUUUCAAAUAUGCAUUCCCUUAAGACUGAUUUCCAAUCAUCUAUUGGAGGCGACGACAUGGUUACCGAUGAUGAGGACGAAGGGUUUUUCUCAGGAGACCACACAUUUUCCUCAUUCCUUGAUGAACUGUGCGGCCCCUUCUAAGGUCAAGACAAGGACCUUAAUUUAUUAAGUUAUAAGCCCCCAAAGAAGAGCAAUCACAAAAGCAGCUAAAAUUUUUAUGCCCCCAGAGGGCACAAGGGUACCCAAGAGCCCCAUUUUUUUAUUCAGAGGAACAAUUUACCUCCUCUUAUUGAAUGA
Stylonychia lemnae is the source of this 1278-nucleotide messenger RNA. The record is from the annotation of a GenBank genome assembly. NCBI's taxonomy places the organism in Eukaryota, Ciliophora, Spirotrichea, Sporadotrichida, Oxytrichidae.